CAGAGGUGAAGGCAGCUAAAAUCAGAUCCCUGGCUGCUAGACAUCGUUGUUUCUGGGUCACUCGUCAGCCCUCUGAGAGGCCCCCGUCCACAUGAGCAGAACAUAGAGAGAGCGAAAAAGAGAGAGAGUAAGGUAUUUAUAGAAAAAUGGGGUUUCGCUGUACCUUUUUCCUGCAAGGAACCAUUUCAGAACCAACUGUCCCAGUUACGUGAUCAUCAUUCAGGCAUUGAGGCUACGCUGAGCCUCAGCCUGCGGUGGUUCUCUUGAUUGAACACUUGAUUGAGGCGGCGAUGUGACCUUUUUUUUUUUAUUUCUCGAGCAGGCAAGAGAGAGAGAGUUGUUGGUGGGCGAGGGAGUUUUGGUGGUGAGAGGCGGCCGCAAGAGUGGCCGUGGGCACCCCCCCUCCGGCUCGAGGCUGGCCGGAACGUGCCCUGCUGCGAGCCGGGCGAGGAUGAGGCGUUUCCUGAGCAGAAAGGGCCGCUUCUCCCUGCGCCAGAGCAAGUCUGGCCCCCGGAGUGCUUGCAAGGAUUUCUAUCUCGGUCUACCCGCUACCAAUCAGAACUGGCCUGAGGCUUUUGGCUUCCGCCUGGGUGGCACUGGGCCCAGCUACAUCUUGUCCGUGGUGGAGGGUAGCAGCGCCUUCCUGGCAGGCUUGCAGCCCGGGGACCAGGUGGUGGAUAUCGAGGGGCAGGAUGUCACCAACCUGAGCACCCCGGCUUUAAUCGCUUUAGCUCAGACCCUCAAGACUGUGCCACCCAGCAUCGGCGUGGUGUCACGAAUCGAACAGAUCGACAUCACUCCCAGCCCGGACGGCCGCUUCGGCUUCACCAUCGUCGGAGACAGCCCUCUCAUGGUGGAGGACUGCAUGCCAAACGGUGCGGCCAGUCGCAGCGGCCUUAAAGUCGGAGCCUACGUCAUGGAGGUCAACGGCAUCCCAGUAAAACAUCAUGAAACUGCGGCGGCAAUGAUUAAAGCCGCUCAGGGUCGGCCUCUGCGCCUCGGUGUGCUCAGCAUGGCACGGCGACCUAAGCGGCUGAGCAGCAGCAUGAGGGUCCUCUCACAGAGUGGCGACAGCGUCAGGGAUAGCCGAGCCCAUAAAGCCAUGGAGUUUAAUAAGAAGGUGGAGGAUGUGCUGGGAGAUGAGCCAGAUGUGAAGGAGCAGCUGUUUGAGGUCUUGAAGCAGUACGCCGCUGAGAGGGAUGUGGAGAGGCUGGCUGAAGCGCUGCCUGACAUUCUCAUCACAGAGGAGCAUCAGCAACUCAUUGACAGCGUCAGGAUCUUCAUCCCCAAAAAGCAUCGGGAGCGUUUCGACGAAGUUGUUUCCCAGAGCCUGAUGAGCCGCUUCAAGGGGCGUAGCUUCAGCGACCCGAGCCGUAGCCGCCGCAGCCGCAGACGGAGCGAAGACCACCCAGAACACCUUCUGGUCUCCACCCGAGCAAGUUCGGUACCCCGCACCCACGCAGAGGAAGGGUCCAUCCCACCUGCCCGAGGGAUGCGGAAGACAACAUCGCUGAUAGCCGGCCACUCCGGCGGCGCUACGACUAACUGCAGGACGGUGAGAGUAUGUAAGGGCAACAUGAGCUUUGGCUUCACCCUCCGAGGUCACGCCCCUGUGUGGAUCGACUCUGUCAUCCCUGGGAGCGCAGCAGACAAAGCAGGUCUCAAGCCAGGAGACCGCAUCCUGUUCCUCAAUGGACUUGACAUGAGGACCUCCUCGCAUGAGAAGGUGGUGUCCAUGCUGCAGGGAAGCGGUGCCAUGCCCACUUUGGUAGUGGAGGAUGGUGCACCGUCUUUCACCCUGUCCGAGCAGGACCUAGUAGGGAGCGGCAUAGCCCCGGAGCGCGCUCGCUCCCCUGUGCUCAGCUCCCUGCAAUGGGUAGCCGAAAUUCUUCCCCCGAGUAUCCGAGUUCAGGGCCGUACCUUUGGACAGCAGCUGGAGCAUCUGCUGACCAUUCAGGAGAGGUACACCAUCUGCAAAGCCUUGGAGAACUUCUUCCAGCACAGGAACGUCGACACGCUGAUUGUGGAUGUCUUCCCGGUUCUGGAUACUCCAGCCAAACAAGUGAUCUGGCAAUUUGUUUACCAGCUGCUGACAUAUGAAGAGCAAGAGCACUGCCAGAGCAAGAUCUCACGCUUUCUUGGGUUCAAGACAACAGUUCCACCACCACCACCUCCCCCUCCUCCAGAACCCGAGGUUGCCUCUGAGCCCCAUCGCCGUAGCAGCUCCAUGAGGGUGACAGGCACCACGUACAGGAGCAGUGUGAGGGGGCGGAGCUCUGAUGACCUGGUCAUUGGCACACACUUGGGCAUGGGCUACCGUGCAGACUCGUUUUUGGAGGCCGGAAUGAGGUUGGCUCCAGGAGAAAGACAGUCAGGAGACGGUACCUCUCUACCCGAGACUCCCAACAACCUCACCAAUCUAUCAGCCGUGUACGCUGAACUGGAGAACAUGUACUCAGCCAAGAGAUCCAAGUCUCUGAAGACUCGCCCUCCUCCUGCCCCUGAGACUUUGCUGGAUCUGGACCCUCCGUCCCGCACAGCUUCCCCUACAAUGCGUGUUAACACAGGUAGUCGUAAAGGCCCCCCAGCUCCGACAAGCUGGCCAGAAACUAUACCGAGCCCUCCCCCUUCCCAGUUCUACCCAUCAGGGCUAACGAGUCAGAACAGUGGCGAGUCAAACCCUUACAUUAGCCUGGAUAGUCCACCACUGUCACCGCCAGAGACUCCUGACUUCCUGUCUAGCCCGCCUCCCCGCCGCAGUAGCAAACGCCGUUACACCUUCUCAAAACCGCCUCGGUCCGAAGACACCGAUCGCUUUCUGGAUGCCCUCUCCGAACAAUUGGGGCAGCGAGUCGCCAUCGUAGAUGACUUCCUCACUCCUGAAAAUGACUACGAAGAGGAUGUUGUGCAGAUGGCUUUCCCAGAUGAGGAGGAGGAGGAGAAUGAGGAGGAGUUGGGCAUGGAUGAUGAUGAAGAAGAAGAAGACGACAAUGGAGGAUUUGUGGGUCCUGAGCUCAGCAGCCCAAGCGACAUUCAGAGCAGCAGCGGAGAAGAGAACGCCUCCUCUCUCACCUAUUCCUCCUCCUCUGACCACAUCCCUCCACCCCCCAUGACUCCUCCUCCGCCUCCACCUGUUCAGUUCAAUGACUCCCCUGCCCCUCCUCCUCCUCCUCCUCCUCCACCGCCUCCUGCUCCUGUAGCUACACAGACUCAGCAGCAGCCUAGCUACACCCCUGAGCACUCUCCGAGAGCUUACGUGCCCAUCCGCCGCAAAUCUGGACCACCUCCUCCACCUCCACCCCGCAGUAAUCCGCCUCCUAAACGACACUCCCUCCACAAAGUGCUCCCGACUAAGGAGGAGAUGCACGUCCAUGCUGCCAUACAGGAGCUUAAGGCCUAUCAAGAGCAACAGGAAAGACAGAAUUAUGAGGAGCAGCAAGCAUAUAAAGAGAGGCAAGCGUAUGAGGAGCAGAAGGCUUUUGAGGAACAACAGGCCUACCAGGAGAAACUCUUCAAGGAGAGACAAGCCUACGAGGAGCAGAAGGCGUACGAGGAGCUGAAAGCCUUCGAGGAGCAAAUGUUCCAGGAGCAACAAGCCUACCAAGAAAGGCAAGCAUCACAACAGCGUCAAGCCUACGAGGAGCAGAAAGCUUACGAGGAGCAACUGAUGCAGCAGAUCUACCAGAGCCAUCACUCCAUGCCGUCCCAGCCCACCCAGCAGCAAGCCCACUCACCCCACCAGCUCCAGCAGCUUCACCAGUCUUUACCACCACUUCCUGGUCCGGAAUCCACCAAUCACCAUGCCCGUCUUUAUAUGAUGCACCAAUCACAGCAGCAGCAGCAAGGUCAUCACCACCGCCGUCAGUCCCGCUCAGCCCCGCCUCCACAUCAGCCGCCACCUCAACCCGCAGCAAACCCGAGUCAGCAGUAUUCCGAGGGUGUUUACCAAAGCCGCCAAAGCUUCAGAUCACAGCCCCACCACUCCUCUGCGGAGAUGCUCCAUCAGAUGCAACAAGCCCACCACAACCAGUCUGCCGACGUGCUGCAGCAGAUGCACCAACCCAGCUCUCACUACUCGUCAGCGGAGAUCCUUCACCAAAUCCACCAGUCCAAGCUCCAUCACUCCUCCACAGAACGUCUCCAUCAAGCUCACCAGAUGAUGCAGAUGCAGCCUCACCACUCCUCCACGGAACUUCUCCACCAAGCCCACCAGAUGCACAGAGGACAGCCCCACCAUUCCUCCUCCGAGCUACUCCAUCAAAUACACAAACCCAAGCCCCACCAUUCUUCCACUGAGCUCCUGCACCAAUCCCAUCAGAUGCACCAACCAAAGCCGCACCACUCUUCCACCGAGCUUCUGCAUCAAGACCAACAAGAGCCGUCCUCGCUUCCUGUUCAGCUAAAUCGCGAGAGCCACUCGCAGAGUCGCCGAAGUCUCAAAUGUCUCCACCAGACCCAAGUGUCCCCACAAGCGCAGUCCGUCCACCAUCACCCGCAGCCUAUCAAGCCAUCCCCCCAGAGACCCCAUUCAAUGCAGCAGACUCACCACCACUCCGGCACCCCCCAGAUCCACCACAUUCACCACAUGACCCCCCAGCCCCCGCCGCAGGACUACCAGCACCAGAUUCACGUCAUCCACCCUCCACAGCAGCAAUCCCACAGAUCCCAUCCCCUCCUCUCGACAUUCCAACCUCUCCAGCCCCACCAGCCGACUCUUUCCACCUUCCAGCCUCUCCCCCAACAGCAGACCCAGGCCCCCACCCAAAGCACCCGCCCUCAUUCUCAACCCUCUCACCAUCUCAUGCAAUCCCAACAACCCCAAGUCCAGACCCACCACAAACCACCCCAGGCACAAAAUCAACCCCAGUCCCUCCCACAUUCUCUAUCCGACCCCACGGAGCACCUGGAGCCUCCGCCGCCACCCCCUCUGCCGCCACCUUGCUCGCCCCCACCCUUACCCAGGCCCACUCUCUCCAGGAUGGACUCCCAUCACAUGAGCGUCAAGAGGCUGCGUUGGGAGCAGGUGGAAAACUCCGAGGGCACCAUCUGGGGACAGCUGGGCGCCAACUCUGACCAUGAGAAACUACACGACAUGGUGAAAUAUUUGGAUCUGGAGAUGCACUUUGGGACACAGAAAGGAUCUUCCCUGCUUGUAGUGCCUACGCCAGAGCCUACACCACAGCUUGAAACAUUUAAGAAGAAAGAUGUGAUUGAAAUUCUGUCCCACAAGAAGGCCUACAAUGCAUCCAUCCUGAUAGCCCACCUGAAGCUGUCACCAGGAGAGCUGCGUCAGGUCCUGAUGAACAUGGCUUCCGAUAGGCUGGAGCCACCUCACAUCAGACAGCUGUUGCUGUACGCCCCCGAUGCGGAGGAGGUGAAAAAGUAUGAAGAAUACAGAGACGACCCCAGCAAACUCAGCGAGCCGGACCAGUUUGUGUUGCAGAUGCUAUCAGUGCCUGAGUACAAGACCCGCCUGGAGAGCCUCCACUUCAAGUGUUCUCUACAGGAGAAGACGGAGGAGCUGAGGGGAGCCUACGAAUGCGUAUGUAAGGCCUCCUCGGAGCUGAAGAGCAGCAAGAAGCUGGCAAAGAUAUUAGAGUUUGUGUUGGCCAUGGGCAACUACCUGAAUAACAGCCAGCCUAAAACCAGCAAGACAACAGGCUUCAAGAUCAACUUCCUGACAGAGUUAAGCACUACAAAGACGGUGGAUGGCAAGUCAACAUUUCUGCAUAUUCUGGUCAAGUCUUUGUGCCAUCACUUUCCAGAUGUACUAGAUUUCUCCAAAGAUCUCACUAUGGUUCCGCUCGCAGCCAAAGUCAAUCAGAGGACUAUGACUACCGACGUCAACGACCUCCACGCCACCAUCCAGAACAUCCGCUCAGCAUGUCAAAAAAUGCCCACGACAGCUGAGGACCGCUUUGCGGUCGUCAUGAGUAAUUUUCUGGAGAACAGCCAUCCAGCUGUUCAGUCUCUGGAGUCUCUCCAGCAGAGAGCAAUGGAGGAAUUUUCCAGAACGGCGUCUUACUUUGGAGAGGACAGCAAGAGCACCAACACUGAAGCCUUUUUUGGCAUCUUUGCUGAAUUCAUCAACAAGUUUGAGAGAGUCCUGGGUGAUCAACAGGCGGCAGAAAACCCCAAGAGCCCAAGAAGUCCCCGUAUGGCUUCACCACUGGCCUGGUAGCUCCUAUGUAGGAGAUACGUGUAUACCGUAUCUGUACAUAUUGGACACUUCAUUAGGUACACCUGCACAAUGCUAGAGAUACACUUUAGAAAGACGCACACUUUGGAUUGACUGAAUAUCCUGAGCAUCAUCCUGAGGGUGAGAGUUGUUUGUAAUAUUAGCCUCCUUCUUGUAGCUCAAUGUAUAGAAUUAUUAUUAUUAUUAUUAUGUUGUAUGCGGGUAUACCCAAUUAUAUGAUCAACAGUUGCAUAACAUUUCUGAGCAAAAGAGGACUUGGGCAGCUUUUUUUGGAGGGGGGGGGGGGUACAAUAUUGUAUGUAAUCUAUACAUACAUCUAUAAGUCUCCUUUGUGUAGUUUAUAAAACAAUAAAAUAGCAUCAUUUAUAUAUCAAUAAUUGGAAUGUUAUUCAAAUCUAAUUGAUAUAGGGUUGUUAUAUAUUUUUUUCAAGCACAUAACAGUAGCGUCCUCAUUGCAUAGUGUGUAUUUGUUAAGCAGCCCACCACACUGAAUGUAAUAGAAGUCAACUCAUAUCUCAGCAUAUCUUCUGCCCUGGUCUCUCAUCAAGGGUUUGACUUGAAAUGUGGAGACGUUAUUCUGAAGCGAUAGAUAGCACUUUCUAUGUUUUUUUUAGACGCUCUGACAAUUCAGUUUUCCAUAAAUGGAACAUGACAGCGUGCAAUCCAACACGGAUAUGGUCUGUUUGCACUGCACCAAAUGAAAACCCUUAGGAGCGUGUGUAUAUGUAUGUAUAUACGUAUUAGCACUUUUAAGAACCGAAUAUUUAUCUUACUGUUUAUCUCAUGAGAGCUGGGUUUCCAAGAGAGUGAAUUUUAAUAUAGCAUCUGCAAUAAUGUACAUAAAUAGCUCAUUAUUAUGCCAAUGCUUCGUAGAACAACAAAGUAGUAGUUAUUAUAAAAAUGAUAAUAAUAGUAAUAUGUGCAGCAAAUGAACGCUUUUGUUUUUUUUCCCCACUUUAGAUGUCACUGUGCAUAAAGCCAGACUGAAUUAGCUAAAAGUAUACCACAAUAGGGACACUAUAAUAUUGGCUUUUGAUGGAUUGAAUUUGAUUUAAAAUCAGAAUGGAAUAAAAAGGACAGCGUAAAUCAUUUUAGGAAUAAUUGUAGAUUUUUAAUGAUAAAUAAUGAUAAUUAAUGUUAAUACGAUCAUGCACACUUGCUACGGUGCAACGGAAAGGUUAUUUAAUUGUAAAACACAAGAGAAAUGACGUCAUAAUGUUUUGAGAAGCAUGUUAUCGUUUGAACUCAAACGAAUACCCUGCACCUUUGUCUCCCUCUAGUGGCAAACUAUAUUUAUGCACGUCUUUUAUUCUCCAUAUUGCCGACAUCAAAAUACAUUUAAACGCUCCGCUGCUCUUCUGGUAUGGAUUUGACGCCAGCUCACUCCUCCUGUCGCUUUAAUGAUCUUUGUUUGCUUGUAACAAAGGAAGCUAACAUGCUAAAUAGUUGACAAAAGCUGCGUCACAAUAUGAGUUUUCUGGAAGAGCUAUAAAAGCAGAGGUGUCCAAAGUGCGGCCCAACAGAUAAUGUAGUAAUAGCUUUAUUUUGAAAUAUAUACAUCAUGUUUUUAAGUUGCACUUUAUUGUUGUAUAGUCAUUCUUUUUUUUUGUAAUUAUUUUUUAUUCAGUGUGUCUGUAAUACUCCAUGGAAUGCUUGUUGUUUUUGGAUGAUCUGAUGAUAAUACUUGAUGUUUAUGGUCUAAAAUAUGUAACAUCUGCAUUUUGUGUUGUGUAUUUAACAAUGCUGCCAAAUAUAA
Messenger RNA from Doryrhamphus excisus (bluestripe pipefish), 7955 nucleotides. NCBI's taxonomy places the organism in Eukaryota, Metazoa, Chordata, Actinopteri, Syngnathiformes, Syngnathidae. The record is from RefSeq and is a predicted model, not a curated record.